Molecule: messenger RNA, 1140 nt
Organism: Penicillium angulare
Lineage: Eukaryota; Fungi; Ascomycota; Eurotiomycetes; Eurotiales; Aspergillaceae
Exons: 5
Coding region: 1-1140 (379 amino acids)
Source: RefSeq, a predicted model, not a curated record
AUGGAUACUUUUGAUAAGCAUCUCGCUUUCAACUUUCGUGCAAUUCAAGCGAAAGAACUUGGAAGUGUGCCAGUCUUGUCAAAGGCAGUGCGUCCCGGCCGCGCACAAAAAUCUCACUCGCCAAGCGAUUUUACUCGUACAUCAAAAGUCGUUACAGGCGCACCGAAGACUCUUUGCCUUCCCCGUCUCCUAGCCAUCACUGAUCUCAACUCCGCAUUUCUUGUGCGGCACGAACGUCCAUGGGACACCUAUCAAGAAACUUUUCACGCGGAUCUUGCCGGCGAAGUCAUCUUUGCUAGCCGGCGCACACACCGAUCCCGCAUUGUGGCCAUUCGAAAGUAUCAGAGGCAGGACGCUCGCCGUUUGAUCGACCGAUUCGGUCACCUAGAGCAUGCCAAUGUACUGAGACUCCAUGAAUGCUAUCUCUACGGGGAUUCUGGGUUCUUCCUGCUUGAUGACCUGCCCUUCACUCUAGGAAUUAUUUCAGAAAGUCCCCGGGUUCGUCUGAAUGAACAGGAGCUGAGCGCUAUUUUAUCUCAGGUCAUCAGUGGGAUGCAACAUUUGCGCUCAUUUGGACUCACUCAUCAAUCGCUUGGUUGCGGGGACUUUCUACUUGGACUGGACGGGGCUGUCAAGAUCGCACGCUUAGAGCUCUGUGUAGACUGCACGCCAGAUCAGGCUGAGCAGGUGUACCUGUCAAUGAUUCCAUCACUAGCCUUGCUGCUCAUGCACAAAGAUCAGGAGAGCGAAGAAGCUCGCAUCGCACAUUGGCCGAUCACGUGUGCUGCAAGCCAAUUCCUGGCUGUUGCCAAGUCAGCAAAGUCAAUCCCGGCACUUCAGAAGGUAGGGUAUUCGUCAUUGGCAAAGUGGACGAUUUCAGCCAAUAUUCUUGGUCUUAUAUUCACAUUUGCGACCGUCAUCUUGGGGAUAAUAAAUUUAGGGACCUCAUGGGGAGCAAUGCUUCUCAUUAUAUCUCACGUGUCGGCCACAGCUUUUGUUAUCGGUGGAGCAAUCAGCACCACUGUAAUUUAUGGUCUUAUGACGAGCGCGAUCAAAGUGGUACUACGGGACUUUGGGAUUGUGGCAAGCCUUGGAGAGCAUUCCUUCACAGUUUCCUGGGUGAUUGUUUACGUACUCUAA